GAUGCCUGAGACUUUUCUCAAGAAAGCCUUUUCUGUGUUUGUCCUUGGCUGAUGACAGAAGGGACUGCACAUGGAAAAAGCCAACUGGUCCUCCCCUGUGGCGGGGUUCAUUCUCCUGGGCCUCUCAGCACACCCUAAACUGGAGAAAAUGUUCUUUGUGCUCAUCCUCCUGAUGUACCUGGUGAUCUUACUGGGCAAUGGGGUCCUCAUCCUGGUGACCGUCCUUGACUCCCGCCUGCACACACCCAUGUACUUCUUCCUGGGGAACCUCUCCUUCCUGGAUAUCUGCUACACAACCUCCUCAGUCCCUCUAUUCCUAGAUGGCUUCCUCAGUCCCAGGAAAACCAUCUCCUUCUCAGCCUGUGCCAUGCAGAUGUUUCUCUCCUUUGCUAUGGCAGGGACAGAGUGUGUGCUUCUGGGCAUGAUGGCAUUUGAUCGUUAUGUGGCCAUCUGUAACCCCCUGAGGUACCCCGUGGUCAUGAGCAAGGCUGCCUAUGUGCCCAUGGCUGUCAGCUCCUGGGCUAUUGGUGGUACGGCUUCUGUGGUACACACGUCUUUGACAAUUCAGCUGCCUUUCUGUGGGGACAAUGUCAUCAACCACUUCACCUGUGAAAUCCUGGCUGUCCUGAAGUUGGCCUGUGCUGACAUCUCCAUCAAUGUGAUCAGCAUGGGGGUGACCAACGUGAUCUUCCUGGGGGCUCCAGUUCUCUUCAUCUCCAUCUCUUAUGUGUUCAUCAUUGUUACCAUCCUGAGGAUCCCCUCAGCUGAGGGGAGGAGAAAGGCCUUCUCCACCUGCUCUGCCCACUUCACUGUGGUGGUCAUCUUCUAUGGGACCUUAUUUUUCAUGUACGGGAAGCCCAAGUCUAAGGAUCCCCUGGGGGCAGACAAACAAGACCUUUCAGACAAGCUCAUCCCCCUCUUCUAUGGGGUGGUGACCCCCAUGCUCAACCCUAUCAUCUACAGCCUCAGGAACAAGGAUGUGAAGGCUGCUGUGAGGAACCUGGUGGCUCAGAGAUGUUUCACCCAGUGA
This is a messenger RNA of Mustela lutreola (European mink), 1030 nucleotides long. Its product is annotated as olfactory receptor 2S2-like. The record is from RefSeq and is a predicted model, not a curated record. The transcript has a single exon. Bases 71 to 1030 code for a protein of 319 amino acids. Lineage: Eukaryota; Metazoa; Chordata; Mammalia; Carnivora; Mustelidae. Gene Ontology annotation, biological process: G protein-coupled receptor signaling pathway. Gene Ontology annotation, molecular function: G protein-coupled receptor activity; olfactory receptor activity. Gene Ontology annotation, cellular component: membrane.